Molecule: messenger RNA, 804 nt
Organism: Homarus americanus (American lobster)
Lineage: Eukaryota; Metazoa; Arthropoda; Malacostraca; Decapoda; Nephropidae
Product: cation channel sperm-associated protein 1-like
Exons: 1
Coding region: 1-804 (267 amino acids)
Source: RefSeq, a predicted model, not a curated record
AUGGCCCUUAUACCACGGCCCUCACCACGGCCCUCACCCACGGCCCUCACCACGGCUCACCACGGUCCUCACCCACGGCUCUCCACCAUGGCCCUUAUACCAGGCCUCACACCAUGGCCCUUAUACGCGCCUCACCCACGGCCCCACCUCCACGGCCUCACACCACGGCUCACCACGGCCCUCAUCACCCACGGCCCUCACACCAUGGCUAUACCACGGCCCUCACUCCCGGCCCUCACUCCACGGCUCACACCACGGUCUCACUCAACGACCUCACACCAUGGUUUACCAUGGCCCCACCACGGUCCAUAUUUCGGCCCUUAUACCAUGACCAUAUCACGGCCCUCACACCACGGUCCUUAUAUUUCAGCCCUUAUACCACGGCCCUCACACCACGGUCCUUAUACGGCCCUUAAUGGCCCCCAUCACGGCCUCACACCACGAUCCUUACACCACGGUCCUUAUAUUUCGGCCCCUUAUACCAUGACCACAUCACGGCCCUCACACCACGGUCCUUAUAUUUCGCCCUAUACCACGGCCUCACACCACGGUCCUUAUAUUACGGCCCUCACCACGGCCCUCAUCCACGGCCCUCACACCACGGUCCUUAUAUUGGCCCAUGCAUCACGGCCUUCACACCACGGUCCUUAUAUUACGGCUCACCACGGCGGCCCCACUCCACGGCCUCACAUGGCCCUUAUACCACGGCCCUCACACCACGGUCCUAUAUUUCGGCCCCUAUACCUGACCCCACAUCACGGCCUCACCACCACACGGUCCUUAUAUUUCGCCCUUAUACCAUGA